AUGAAGAGAGGCAGCAAGCUGGCCACAGCAAGCACCAGCCCAACCACAUCGCCUUGUUCAUACUCCACCACCGUCACCGACAGCGGCACACGCUCCACAGCCACAGCAUCCUCCAUCAUCUUCCACUUGUGCGACGUCCAACACGAAAACCACAACCGAAGAACAAAGCAGCACAACGACAACAACAGCGCUGACAUGUUUGAGGAGGAAGAGGAAGAGGGGGAGGAGGAGGAGGCAGAAGGGGAGGUGACAACCGCACCACAUGGUGGACAGCAGAAGAUGCAGGAUGGUCCAGCCGUGGAAGAGGAGAAUCCCACGUCUGCGCCUGCGUCAGCAAACACCACCCACAACGGCCACGGCCCCGACAAGACAAGUGCAGGCUCAGCACCAGCAUCAGCGCCUACACCACCAGCGACAGUGCCAGCGACAGUGACAACAGCGACGGCACCUUUUUUCUCCAUUCGCAUCAUCGACGCAGACUUCCAGGUCCGCCCGUCCAUCCCGCAGCUGGACGAGGUCUACAGCGUGUUCCGCUGCUGUCCUCUUCCCAGAGCACCAGUGAUCCGCGUCUUCGGCACCACGCCACGCGGGCAGAAGGCGUGCUGCCACGUGCACGGCGUGUACCCGUACAUCUACGUGCCCCUGAUUGGCCGCAAGCCGGGGCCGAGCGACCUCCUUCGCAUGGCCACCGCCAUCGACGGCGCCCUGCACAAGUCCAUUGUGCUUGACCAGCAAGAGCGGGCCAAUGCCAGCAGCACCGCUGCUGCAACCAGUGGACCCAACCACAACGCGCAACAACAACAACAACAACAACAACAACAACAACAACAACAACAACAACAACAACAACAACAACAACAGCAGCAGCAGCAGCAAGGGCGUCGGAAGGAGCGCAAGCAGCAGAUUGAGGUGGCCAACAUCGAGGUGGUGAAACGCAUCAACUUCUACGGCUACCACGAGGGCGAGCAGGACUUCCUCAAGAUCUCCCUGAUCAACCCAUGGCUCGUGCGCCGCACCGCAGACCUGCUGCAAGAGGGCGUGAUCGGCAACAUCUUCUACCAGCCGUUCGAGGCACACAUCCCUUACUUCUUGCAGUUCAUGACCGACUACAACCUGCAAGGCAUGAACUACAUCCACACCAAGCACGCCCUCUUUCGCACGCCCCUGCCCGAGCUGUCCGAUCCUCACGCGUCCCUCUCGCAGGGCGCCAGCAGCCAGUACUGGUGCAGCGCCACCGUCAACCCGUCGCUUCUCCUUGUGCCCACCGGCUUUGGCGGGCGGCGGCAGGGCCAGCGCGAGACCUCGUGUGCCGUGGAGUGCGACAUCACCGCCGCCAGCAUCAUCGUGUCCGCGCGGUACGGGUCCACCGCCCAUGUCAAGGGCUCAUUCGACCUGCACGACACCUCGCUGCCAGUCAACCCGGGCUUGGUUGCGCUGUGGGAGGACGAGCAGCUGCGCCGCCGUGCACGCGGGCAGGCGACGCAGGUGGCACCGCUGACCAAUGUCGAGCGGCGUCGCGUGCGCUCGCAGACGACAGAUCCAACCACGGCCAACGAAGAGUACUUCCGCAUGCUGCUGGAUGCAGCUGUGGCCAAAGACCGGCGCCUCAAGGCCAAGCUGCAGAAGGAGACGAAGGAGGAGGACAAGCAACAGGAGAAGAAGAAGAGGAAGAAGCAGAAGAAGAAGCAGACGGAAGGGGAGGUUCAAGAAGCGAAAGGCAACAUGAAGAAUGGGUUGCUGUCUCAGGGCGGGUUUCAUGACGAGGAAGAGGAAGGUGGGGGUGAAGAGGGGGAGGAAGAGGAGAUCCUGCCAUCCCAGAUUGCGGUGGAUCGUUUGCACAGUGUCAGCCAGUCCCUGGACACGCUGUCGCAGGAAGGGCAGGAUGUGGUGGACAUGCUCGGUGCCAUGUUUGACCUCAGCCAGGAGGUGGGGACGGACGAGUACGCAGGCGCCGGUACGCAGGAGGUCGAUGUGCAUCUGAUGGAGGAGCGAGCGCGUGCGCUGGCAGCAGGAGGCGAUGGCAGUGAUGGUGAUGAUGACAAAGUCUCUCGUAUUGAUGAUGGCUUGGAUGAUGAUGAGGAUGACGCUGAGGAUGAUGCUGAGGGUGACGCUGAGGAUGAAGAGCAUCUGGGCAGCGCUGAUCAUUUUCUGGAUGGGGAACAGCGCAAGAGGCUUGGAGGCGAUGCUGCUGUCAUGAAAGGAGAUCGCAGGAAGGAAGCUCGCGGUGGCAGUGACAACGAUGAUGAUGACGAUGGUGACGAAAACCAUGGUGAUGAUGGAGUGCAGGACAGCCUUGUUGAGAAGGUGAUGGAAUUAGAGCGCAGAAGAGAAGGUGUCAGCCGUGUGACGAACAAUGAGAGUGACAAUGGUGACUGGUUGACAACACAGGCACGCACACAAUCCACCCAACGCACACCGAGUACACAGCGCAGCCUGAGCGGGCAGCGCUCCCUCGCUCGCCGGCGAAGUGUUGAGGGCGGAGAUGUGGGACCUGGGGACCUGGAUGAUGUUGGCGGUGUGGACUUCGUGAACGAUGAGUUGCGCGAGUCCAUGCUCAUGUCACAGGCGUGGGAUGCUGGUCUCUUGGAUGACGACGACGACGACGACGACGACGACGCUAGCGAGCGCAUGGGUCGCGGACAUGGGGAUGGAAGCAUGAAUGUUGAGGAAGAGGAGCAUCUUUCAGCGAUAUCUGGAGAGCGUGGCACGAUGGAUGUGAGAAAUAUGGAUCAGCAACAACAACAACAACAACAACAACAACAACAACAACAACAACAACAACAACAACAACAACAACAACAACAACAACAACAACAACAACAACAACAACAACAACAACAACAACAACAAGCGAGUGCAUCGGCGCUGCCAUCUCCUGUCACUGCACUGCCCCACCUUCCUGCUCCAACCGCCACAUCAACACAAGUGGCUCAUGUGCUGACUGAUCAGGCACCUGCUCCACUUACACAGCUGCUGUUUACAUCACCCUUGCGCUUGCCGAGAAAUGCACCCGAGUCAUCCACGUCAUCAUCGUCAUCGUCGUCGGUUUCAUCGCCCGCCCACCGCCCGAAUGCUCCCGAAUCCAUCAACAGGCCAGCAACACAACCAGCUCGCGAGCACGGCGCUCCAAUAACGACGAGAGCAAUGAGCACAACGACAGUAGCACCAACAACAACAGCAGCAACACACACAGCGACAGCAAAAACAACAACAGCAGCAACACACACAGCGACAGCAAUGAGCAGCAUUGCAUUUCCGCGCGCUGACGACCCUGCUCUGCAAGAGGGACGCAUGGCAUGGCGUGAUGCAAGCGAGUUCCGGCAGCCAAAGUACUGCCUGCCAGGUCAGAUGAAUGUGCUGUGGAGAGCACAGCGGCUGUCACCAGAGCAAGACCCGACGUGUGUGUAUGUGUCGCUGCCAAUGCUCACGCCCUCAUCACCAACAGCUGAAACUGAGCGGCACGAAGAAGCAGGCGGGGUGGAGACUGCAAGUGGCCACAGACACGGUGCCUCAUCUUCUCCUCCAACCACUAAAGCCGUCGCAUCACCAACGGCCCUGACGCAGCAGCCUGGCGUGACCUCGUCUGCGCUGGAGGUGGCGCCUCGCCACGCAACACAGAGGCUGAGCAUGUGGUCCCAGUGCAUGUCCGGUCACGCAACAAACCGCGCCAGGGCCAGCAACCAGCAUGAUGAGGAUGCUGGUGCAGACGAUGAAGAUAUGCCGAGCAGCGGUGCUGUUCCAGAAACGCUGCUUCCACUGCUAGCCACGCCACAUGAUACGCAGCAACAAGGCCAGCUCCCACAAAGUCUGGACAACAAUGACACUGCCGCUAUGACAAGCCCUGAAGCAACACCACCAAAGGCAGGCGAGCAGCAACAGCACUUGGAGACCGCAUCGCCCGCGUCCUCUCCUCACAUUCCGCCGGGCCAGCCGCCCACGCUGCCGUCUGCUGCCCUCGCUUCCCCCUACUCGCCCGCUCCACACACGCAAUCAUCGCAAGCGCACACCUCUUCAGCACCAGCACCAGCACAGUCGUCGGCGACAGUUGACCGCACUGACGACGAGAUUGAUGGUGGCCGUGCUGGUCAUCGUGGUGGUGGUGAUGAUGAUGGUGGUGACAAUGAUGGUGACAGCGAUGGUGGUGGUGACGAUGACGAUGGUGGUGGUGGUGGUGUGCAUGGCCAAUCACCCUCCAUAGCAACACAAAAGCGCCGUGUUCACCGUGAGAUGGGGCCCGUGAGCCCGAUGAGUCGCCUUCGCCAUCGCUCGCGAUCACAGCUGCUGUCGCUGCGCCACGCCGUUGUCGCGCCACUGCGGCCGCUCUUCAACUCGCUCGCAGACCGCGCAAGUGCAGAUGAAGAGGAGGAGCAGGACAGCGCGAAACCAUCCGCCCUGCGCCAUCCCCCGCACGCUGGUGAUGUGGGCGUCUCCAGUAAUUCUGCGGUCACGUUUGAAGCAGCAGCAGCAACAGUAGCAGAUGCGUGCAGAGGAGGUAGUGACGGCAGCACCCCACGGAAUGUGUUGCCAUUGUGGCCGAGUCUUUCACGGAAAGCAGCACACCAGUUCCAUGUUGAUGUUGGUGUUCGUGGUGGCGCUUCCAUUGAUGAGACCAGCAGAAGGCACCGGCGCCCUUGCUGUCUGCUGCACUACAGCUUACCGCCACCGACGACACAGGAUCUGCUCACGUCACUGCAGCGUGCGGGCAUUCAUGCUGAGCGCCAUGUGGACCCCUUCUUCUCGCGUGCAGAAGACAUCCCACCGAAUGGAACCACGCGUGCGCUUGAUGGCUCCACUGUGCGGUGGCGCUGGCCCGGUGCUGUGAAGCCAAAGCAGGCAGAGGGAGCAAGCCGUGCACUCGCCCUGUGGGAGCAGCAGCAAUACGUGCUGGCAGCAACGACAAAGUUGAGGCAGCGGACGCGAAUACAAGCGGCCGUGAUUGAUUUGGAGGCGCCGCAGCCGCUGGCAAACACUGGCAUCGUUGUCAUCACUCCCGCUCGCCCGCCCCCUUCCGCAGCAGCACUGAAGGCGCAGGUGGCGGCAACAGCAGUUGAUGGCAGUACGCCUGACGGUGGUGCAGGACAGCAGCACGUUGCGACCCUUGGCAGCCAAGGUCAUGGCGACGAAGAUGUGCGUGAAAUCGGGAAUGGUGCUGAGGGCGACACGUCGCCGGCCAAGCGCGGGAAACGCAUGUCGCGGGUGUUGGCGUUCUCCGGACAAACACAGACGCAGCAGUCGCAGUCGCCGCGGGUUGCAUCACUCACACCAAUCACGCCGCAAGUGCCGCUGAUGCAGGGUACACAGCUCUCCUUGUCAACAAUGGACGACACGGCCAGCACGUUCAAUACAGCGCCUGACACCAGCGGUACCACAGACCGAAGCGCAGAACACACCACAGGCGUUGCUAUUGGUGGUGUUGAUGGUGCCGGUAAUGAUGGUGGUGGUGCAGGCGACGAGCCCCGUCCCAAGCGCCCAAAGGGAAGCGGCGGGUCCCGAACAAAGGGCGUGACGCCAGGCGACACCUACGGCUUCAAGAUGGAGACACAGCACGUGUCCCACACUACAGCUUUGCAAACACAGCAGCAUCUGACGCUGUUGAGCCUUGAGCUAAUGGCCGACAGCCGAGGCCAGAAACAGAGUGACCCCGAAUUCGACCCGAUUCUCGCCCUCUUCUGCGUCGUGCACGAUGACCAGGAGCCAACAGCCUCCGCUGUCAAGAAGGUCGUAAUGACGCAUCGCACCUCCAGCCAGGCAGGCGCCACAUCAGCAAUGCUUGGAUUGCGUCGCGUGGACGUCAUUGAAAAGAAUUCAGAACGCGAAAUGCUCGACACAUUCAUUGAAUGGCUCCAAACGUUGGACCCUGACUUGAUCAUUGGAUAUGAGAUCCAAAUGGGCUCAUGGGGAUAUCUCAUUCAGCGCGGCCAAGUGCUUGGCUUGGACAUGGUCGUGCUUCUCUCUCGCACACCCUCCACGUCCUCGUCUUCAGGAUUCAAGGACGACACGACAAACGAAUAUGGCGCUCGACACACGUCCGAGUUUCGUAUCGUUGGGCGAGUGAUCCUCAACCUGUGGCGCCUGCUGCGACACGAGCUGGCCUUGACCUCAUACUCGUUUGAGAACGUCAUGUUCCACAUCUUGCACCGCCGUGUGCCCGCAUACUCGCAGCAGCAACUGCGCAAUUGGUAUCACAACACCCACGCCCCUCUGAGGUGGCGCGUGUGCAAGCACCUCUUGUUCCGUGCACUCUCCUGUCUGCAGCUGAUGUAUGAAAUCAAUUUCAUCGAACGCACGAGCGAGUUUGCCCGACUCUUUGGCAUUUUGUUCUACGAGGUCAUUUCCCGUGGCUCCCAAUUCCGAGUUGAAUCCAUCAUGCUCCGCAUUGCACAUCCACGAAACUUUAUCAUGAUAUCUCCAAGCAAGGACCAGGUCCGCAACCAGCGCGCCCCAGAAGCGCUGCCGCUCAUAUUGGAGCCGGAGAGCAAGUUCUACAGCAGUCCGGUGCUCGUGCUGGACUUCCAGUCCCUCUAUCCGUCCAUGAUGAUUGCCUACAACAUCUGCUUCUCCACGUGUCUCGGGCGUGUGCCAGGCACCGCCACACGACGGGCAGCAUAUGGUGAUGGCGAUGCUGGUGGCAGUGGCACAAAGUUUGGGGUGUCGCACUUUGACCUUCCUCCAGGCCUGCUCUCGGACUUGGUCGACCAAGACCUUGUGCACAUCUGCCCAAAUGGCGUCAUGUUCUGCAAGCGAGAGCUACGUGGCGGUGUGCUGCCGGUCAUGCUGGACGAGAUUCUGCGCACGCGAAUCAUGGUCAAGCAGUCCAUGAAGGAAUCAGACGUCUCCCAGGCCAUGCACCGCCUCAUGAACGCUCGGCAACUCGGGUUGAAGCUGAUUGCCAAUGUCACAUACGGAUACACCUCGGCAACAUUUUCCGGGCGAAUGCCGUGUGUGGACAUUGCAGACAGCAUCGUUCAAUCGGCACGUGAGACGCUGACACGCGCGAUGAGAAUGGUGGAGACCAACCCAAAGUGGAACGCCAAGGUUGUGUACGGCGAUACGGACAGCAUGUUUGUGCUACUGCCGGGAGCAACAAAGGACCAAGCGUUUGCCAUUGGCAAGGAAAUUGCAGAGGCCGUGACGGCAGCAAAUCCGCCACCAGUCAAGCUCAAGUUUGAGAAGGUCUAUCUUCCAUGCAUCUUGCAAACGAAGAAACGGUACGUUGGAUACAUGUAUGAGAAGCCAAGCCAGAGGGAGCCCGAGUUUGAUGCCAAAGGCAUCGAGACCGUUCGCCGUGAUGUUUGUCCCGCCGUUGCCAAGAUUAUGGAGCGCUGCCUCCGGAUGCUGUUUGAGACGCGAGAUUUGAGCAAGAUCAAGGCAUAUCUCCAGCGGGAGUGGAUGAAGAUCCUCACCAGCAGGAUCAACCUUGCCGACUUUGUGUUUGCAAAGGAAUAUCGCGGGCGGGAAUCGUAUUCCGUUCGCGCAUGUGUUGCAGCCCUCGAAAUUGCAAACCGUCUGUCUCGCCUCGACCCCCGUGCUGAGCCACGGGUGCGGGAGCGCGUGCCAUAUGUGAUUGUGUGCGGCCCCCCAAAAGCGACGCUCAUCUCCCUCGUGCGGCAACCGGAGGAACUGCUGGCGGACCCGGGCCUUCGCCUCAACGCGCUCUACUACAUCAAGAAGCAGAUUAUCCCUCCGUUGGACCGGUGCUUUAACCUUUUUGGAAUCUACCUGACUCCGUGGUUUCAGGAGCUGCCAAAAGUGUAUCGAACUGCUAAUGCGUUUGCUGCGCCGCAGUUUGGACUGCACAACAGCCACCAGCGCUCCACCAUCGACCAGUUUUAUCGGAGCCGGCACUGCGUCAUUUGUGGAGAACUGACGCAAGGCGCUGUCUGCGCAAACUGUAAGCGCGAUCCUGCGGAAGCCACCGUUCGAUUACAUGCGCGAGUAACACUGACGGAACGGGAAAUGGCCAUCUUGAAGGGGAUUUGCCGCCGCUGUAUGGGAUUCACCCUGGACAACAACGUUGCGUGUGUGUCUGUGUGGUGCCCUGUACUGUACCAGCGCUCACGGCUGCAUCACAAACUGAAAAACGUGCGCGUGUUGCGGUCUCUGGACUUUUAAUGGAUGUUGCGGAUACAAAAAGGCGACAGCGCCACUCGUGUGUUUCAUUUCUACAUGCCAACUACCUUGACUCUGUACAUGGCUCACGUGUGUAUGUUCAACAGUAAGUUCAAAUGAAUGUGUAAUAGGCACGUUGCAGUGGCUAUACGAACCCAAUACACGAUCGGACGCAUUGA
Molecule: messenger RNA, 8288 nt
Organism: Salpingoeca rosetta
Lineage: Eukaryota; Choanoflagellata; Craspedida; Salpingoecidae
Product: DNA polymerase zeta catalytic subunit
Exons: 26
Coding region: 1-8112 (2703 amino acids)
Biological process (GO): error-prone translesion synthesis; double-strand break repair via homologous recombination
Cellular component (GO): nucleus; zeta DNA polymerase complex
Molecular function (GO): DNA binding; DNA-directed DNA polymerase activity; nucleotide binding
Source: RefSeq, a predicted model, not a curated record